Molecule: messenger RNA, 2472 nt
Organism: Platichthys flesus (European flounder)
Lineage: Eukaryota; Metazoa; Chordata; Actinopteri; Pleuronectiformes; Pleuronectidae
Product: 2-hydroxyacylsphingosine 1-beta-galactosyltransferase-like
Exons: 5
Coding region: 1-1653 (550 amino acids)
Molecular function (GO): UDP-glycosyltransferase activity
Source: RefSeq, a predicted model, not a curated record
AUGUCACUACCUUCGCCUCUGCUCCUCCUCCUACUGGGCUUCCUCUCAAGGAGUCCCUAUGCAUCGUGCACUAAAGUGAUCAUGGUCCCGCCCAUCAUGUUUGAAUCUCACUUCUACAUCUUCAAGACUUUGGCCACAGCUCUGCAGCAGGAAGGCCAUGAGAGCCAUUUCCUAGUCUCCCAAGCCCGUGAGGUUUCCCCAUCUCCUCACUACCACCUACAGCGCUAUCCAGGGAUCUUUAACAGCAGCACGGCUGACAGUUUCCUCCAGUCCAAGGUCACUAAAAUCUUCUCGGGCCGUCUGACGUUUCUGGAGCUGUUUGACAUUCUUGACCACUACUCUCAGAACUGUGAAGCUGUAGUUGGCAAUGCUGAGGUGAUGAAGCGGCUCAAGGAGGCCAAGUUUGACCUGCUGCUGGUGGACCCUAUUGACUUGUGUGGUUUUGUGAUUGCUCAUAUCCUGGGCGUGCAGAUUGCUGUGGUCAGCACAACUCUGUGGUACCCUGUUGAGGUCGGGGCCCCGGCCCCUCUAUCGUACGUACCUGAAUUCAACUCGCUGCUGACCGACCGCAUGUCUCUGCUGCAGAGGAUCACAAACACAGCCGUUUACCUGGUGCAGCGCUUUGGAGUCCAUUAUAUUGCAUUACCCAAGUAUGACCAGAUAAUGAAGAAGCAUGGGGUGACGCCUCAAGUAGCCAUGGCGGACUUGGUGCAGGGCAGCCAGCUAUGGAUGCUGUGCACUGACAUGGCGCUGGAAUUCCCCAGGCCCACCCUGCCACAUGUGGUGUACAUAGGAGGCAUCCUCACCAAGCCCCCCAACCCACUGCCACAGGAUUUCGAGGUGUGGGUCAAUAACACAGCGGAGCAUGGCUUUGUGGUUGUGUCGUUUGGAACUGCAGUCAAGUACCUAUCCCAUGAUGUCGUUCACAAACUGGCAGGAGCCCUCGCCAGGCUGCCCCAGCGUGUCGUCUGGAGAUUGUCUGGAGUUCCACCCAGUAACCUUGGCAACAACACCAAGCUUGUGGACUGGAUGCCUCAGAACGACUUAUUGGGCCACGCAAACACAAGGGCCUUCCUGAGCCACGGCGGCCUGAACAGCAUCUACGAGGCCAUGUACCACGGUGUGCCAGUGGUGGGCGUGCCCCUGUUCGGAGACCACUAUGACACCAUGACUCGUGUGGCAGCCAAAGGUAUGGGUGUCAUGCUACACUGGAAGUACAUGACCGAGGAAGACCUCUAUACAGCCUUGAACAGUGUCAUCAAAGAAACCAGGUACCGCCAACAAGCGCGUCUUCUCUCCAACAUUCACAAAGACCAGCCAGGCCACCCCGUGACCAGAGCAGCCUACUGGAUCAGCUACCUCAUCCGUCACAACGGUGCAAGCCACCUGCGCCCCGCCGCAUACGAGGUGUCCCUCUACCAGUACUUCCUACUGGACGUGAUUGUCACCGUAGCAUCUGCCUUGGCUCUGAGCAUCUUCGCCAUCCAGAAGUUGGCACAGUUGUUGAGAGGAAAAGUGGAGGACCAGGGCAGAGGAGGCGGUAACACCAGGGAUGAUGCUAGCAUGGCGAAAGGACAUUGCCAUAAUGGCCGCAUGGCCGACGGGAAACACAAACGCAAUGGCUCCUUGAAAAACGAGAAGAAGAUGAAUUAACUUACCGCAUCAAAGUCUAAAAAUAUAAUAUAUUAAAAAAAAAUUAAAAACAAACACAAGAGGGUGUUGGAGAAUGCACAAUGCAAUGUGUGUGGGGACUGUUUGAAUUUUAGCUUGUCUGUGUGUGUGAGUCUGUGAAGAUGGCAAUAUAACUGUACUAUAAACACAUGCAGGAGGGUGGGGGCAGGAGCAGUUAGGACCAGAUAUAUGGCCUUCACACAUUGAUUUAUAAUAACCGUUGCUGCUUGGUGUUCAUCUUGAAGUUAGUAAGCAUGUGUGCGUCACAUUGCUGUACAGUCUCACACCUGUCUUAAUAAGAGGUCUGAUAGGAACCGCUGCCUGUUGUGGGAACUGUGAAUCUGUGACACUGUACUUGAACUUAUUCUCAUUUCUAACUUUUUAUAUUAAAGCAUAACUCCCUUAGAUUUAUUCAACAUCACAGAGAGUUCAAGCAGCUGCUUAAGGUUCUAGAGGGAAGAUAGAAAGGCGUUAUCUUGUCUGGGAAAUGUGCACUUUUACUCAAACAGAACAUUCAGCCGAUAAAGCAGGAACACAAUAUUCUUUACUCCAAUGAACAACAACACCCUCAAACAAGGCAUCAGCUGAGUCAAGGCUUGUGUAUGAAACACAAAACUAAAGCUGUCAUGAAGUGAAGAUUUGCCUGGUGGCUGUCAGAGGGGGGCCUGACUGGUAGCGGCUGCUCGUCAUUUCCUGAUUCAAGUGCCAAGAGGCUGGAACUACCCCUGCGCACCAUCAAGGAAGAACCAAGUCUCGACUUCCCUUCAUUAUUGACCAAUCAAAUGAUACCUACUGUAAUAA